This is a messenger RNA of Rhizophagus irregularis DAOM 181602=DAOM 197198, 1365 nucleotides long. RefSeq lists its product as uncharacterized. The record is from RefSeq and is a predicted model, not a curated record. Lineage: Eukaryota; Fungi; Glomeromycota; Glomeromycetes; Glomerales; Glomeraceae.
AUGUCCAAUCUCAGUAGAGAUGUUCUUUAUAUGUUAUUCGAACUGCUGCAAGAUGAUAAAAAUACUCUUUAUUCAUGCCUUUUAGUUAAUAGAACUUGGUGUGAAAUAAUUAUUCCAAUUUUAUGGAGAAACCCUUGGAAAUUCUCAAAAAAGAAAGAUAGAUUAUCAAGUGUAAUCAUUUUACACUUAUCGAACGUAUCAAGAAAUAAAAUAGGAAAUCAUAAUUUAUUGACAAAUUCUUAUCAAAAACCUUCACUUAAUUAUAUUAAAUAUUGUAAACAUUUAGAUUUAAAUGAAAUACAUAAAAUGUUCUGUAAAGAAUCUUUUAUAAAAAUUCUAAAUGAGAUAUUAAGUCUCUUUAUUAACAAAAAUAUGAAAUUUACUCACCUUUAUAUACAUCAAAAAUUUGGCAAAAUAAACCUUAUUCAUGGAGCUGAAAGUUGCUUUUCAAGAAUUGAAUUCCUUAGUUUCAGUUCUGAUAUAAAUGAUACCAUCUUAUCUAAAUUAAUAGAAACAUGUAAAUCAAUUAAAAAAUUAGAGCUUAUUAUUAGGGCAAAUAAUCAUAAUUAUAGAGUUGUUAAAUUGAUCGAAGCUCAAAAGAAAUUAUUUAAUGUUUGCUUAGUUCCUUUACGCAACAAUGAUCCAUUUCGUAAUAUUCUUGAAAAUUCGUUGGUCAAACAUGCAAAUACCAUACAAUAUUUUAAGAUAACAGAACGACCUACUACAAAUAUUCUCUCUUCUUUUGUAAAUUUAAAAGGAUUAGAAAUAGAUAGUGAUUACUAUUUCAAUAGUGAAUGGAAAUGUUUGAAGAAUUUAUCUUUAUUUUCCUUACAAAUUUUAAAAACUAGUCGAGUUCCAAUUAAUCCUUUAACAGAUUUAAUUAAAAACACAAACGGAUUUCUUUUUGAAAUAAUUAUUGACGAUAUACACCACAAUGAAGUUGAUAAUAAAAGAAUCAUUCAGGCCAUUUCUCAAAAUUGUUCCAAUCUUAAAUAUCUUAAACUAUUUGUUAGGAGUAAUAACAUUGUAGAAUUUGAAACAUUGUUAAUUAAUUGUCAGUAUUUAAAAGGAGUAUAUAUCCUUCUUAGUGAUAAUUAUUUUAAAUGGGGAAAGUUAUUCAAAAUAUUAACUAAAUCAUCAUCAACUAGUUUGUUUAGAUUCAAAUUUAAUUUACUGCCUAGAAUAAAAUCCUUAAAAUGGUUUUUUGAUAAUUGGAAAGGUAGACAUCCUAUGUUUUUACAAUUCAUCAAGGAAUUAGAAUAUAUGGAAGAAGACUUGAUAGGAUUAGUAGAAAAAUAUAAGGUAGAAGGAGUAGUUAAAAAAUUUGAUAUUGGAUGUUAUUACCAGGAUUUUGAAUGGAUCUAA